UGCAAGUGUGGCUAGCAUUGUAGGAACACUCGGAAUAGUAUUAAACAAAAUCAUCGCGUUCUUUCUUUGGCAUUUGCGUACAGCGAGCAUUGCGAGGUGCGACUGUGCGAUUACCUAUAUAACUUAUUAGUUAUUAGUUAUUUACUUAGUGACUAGUUUGACUUCUGUUCUUCACUAUUAUUGUAUGUUGUACACUUGUACAUUAAUAAUAAUAAUAAUGGAAUCUUCUCAACAACCGAUGAAAAAAAUUAGAUUGUCCGGUGGAGCAAGAAAAAUGUUGAAACAGAAAGAAAAAUCUAUUAAAGGGAAUAGAAGUAUUUUGUCAUUUAUUCAAUCUCCAGUUUCUGAAACUGUUAUUUCAAACUCGAAAUCUGUAGAAUUCGAAGAUAGUUCUUACCAACUUGAGUCAACGUCAACCCAAGGAUUAGAUUUUUCAACUGAAUAUCCUACUGACCGUGGACAUUUUGAAGAUAUUAUAAGCAGUGAUAUGAAAUACAGUAUAGUGAGUUAUGGUCCAUGCAGACCUAUUAUUAACUUUCCUUACUCACCAGAUGGUAGUGGAGUUUUAAGAAAAUUUUCAGCCAGUUAUUACAAUAUGACAACAAAAUCAGGUUUACAAAUUCCUCGAUUAUGGCUUUGUUAUUCUAUUUUAUUAAACCGUGUGUAUUGUGAGACGUGUUGGUUGUUUGCAAACAGAAACCAAAAAGGAUUCAAAAACAAUUGGAUUGUAGGGAUAAAUGACUGGCAUCACAUGAAUGACAAAAUUAAUGAUCAUGAAAAAUCCCAAACACAUAUUUAUGCCAGUAGUGUUCGACUUCAUUGGUCAGAGAAUAAAACUAUAAAUAGACAUACGGAAGAACAAAUUUCCAAAGAAGCAGAUUUUUGGAAAAAUGUACUAACCCGAAUAAUCAAAAUAAUUUUGUACUUGACUGAAGGUAAUACAGCACUCAGGGGAAACGAAGGUAGUGGAAAAAAUAAAUCCUAUAGUGAAGGUAAUUUUAUAAGAACUGUCAAACUGAUGUCUGAAUUUGAUCCAAUUUUAUAUGAAUUUAUUUUGGAAUCUUAUGAUCUAAACGUGAAAAACUGUCGUGGACAAGGAUACGAUGGUGCAUCUGUUAUGAGUGGCAGUAAUAGUGGAGUCCAAAAACGUAUCAUGUCAGUGGCACCAAAUGCACCAUUUGUUCAUUGCUGCGCACAUAAUUUGAAUUUGGUGAUUUCUGAUGCAGCCAAAAGCACUCAAGUAGCAAAUCAUUUCUUUGCCACUGUUCAAGCUAUUUUUAACUUUUUUAGUUCUAGCGCUCCUCGUAAGAAGUCUGACGAACGAAGUGAAGCUCAAUCUUUACAAAAAAAAAUGGAAUCUUUUCAAUUUGUGUUGAUGUUGAGUGUUUGGGAAAACAUAUUACGACCACUUCAUGGUGUUUCAAAAAUGUUACAACGAGAUAUGAAUCUACAAAAUGCACGAGACAGAUUAAAAGAUGUUUAUUAUUUAAUAAAUGAAUUGAGAAAUAAUUAUGAAGUUAUAGUAAAUAAUGCCAAGUCAUUGUGUUUGAGAUGGAGCUUACCUGUUACAUAUACUGAACCUCGUCAGAUAUAUGCAAAAAAAACAUUUUGA
This is a messenger RNA of Sipha flava (yellow sugarcane aphid), 1612 nucleotides long. RefSeq lists its product as uncharacterized. The transcript has 4 exons. Bases 185 to 1612 code for a protein of 475 amino acids. The record is from RefSeq and is a predicted model, not a curated record. Lineage: Eukaryota; Metazoa; Arthropoda; Insecta; Hemiptera; Aphididae.